UUUUCUGUUAAAUUGGAAAAAUAACUACUGAUUUUGUAUAUUGGAUAUGGGUAUCUUAAUAUUUUUUUGCUUAAUUUUUUCACCCAUUCAUGGACUAAAUUUGACUCCAAUAGUUAAUUUGACUAGUGGUCCCAUCCAAGGUAAAGUUACUGAAUAUGAAUCGAUUGGUGUCUACCAGUUUCUCGGUAUUCCUUAUGCAAAGCCUCCCGUUGACAAAUUAAGAUUACAGUUAGCAGUUAAACCAGACCCAUGGACUGAGAUUAAAUCAGUGACUGAUCCAGGUCCAGCUUGUCUUCAACCAGACAGUGGUCUAUUAAGAACCAGUGAAGACUGUCUCUAUCUCAAUAUUUAUGUAACUGAAUCAACUUUUAAUAGCUCAUCAGUCAAACAACGAUCAGUGCUUUUCUGGAUUCAUGGCGGUGGACUUACAACAGGAUCUGGAGUUAUCGGAGGACUUCCAAUGGUUUCAUUACAUGAUGUUGUACUCGUCUCUAUAAAUUAUCGUCUCAAUGCAUUUGGUUUUAUCAACUUUGCAGCUGAGGAACCUAAAAUUCCUUCAAACAUUGGUUUGAAGGAUCAGCUAUUUGCUUUGAAAUGGGUCCAUGAAAACAUUGAAAAGUUUGGCGGUGAUCCAAAUAGUGUAACAAUUUUCGGUCAAUCUGGUGGAUCAGUAGCAGUCUCUGCUCAUGUAUUGUCUCCACUUUCAAAAGGACUUUUCAAAAGAGCUAUUCUUGAAUCAGGAACAGUUUAUCGGUAUCACAAUGUUGAUACCUUGAUAUCAGAUUCUUGGAAACUCUACAACAAAACAUCAUGCUCAAAAUCGAAAGAUAUUCUUGAAUGUAUGCAGAAUUUGCCAGCAACCGAAAUUUUGCAUAAUAUAAAUAGUAAGCCAAUGGCAUAUACCUUCGCAGUGGGUGACGAUUUCCUGCCUUACGAACCAUCCAAAGCUUUUGCAGAAGGACUAUUUGAUAAUUCGAUUGACAUUCUGUUGGGCGUUGAAAAAAACGACGGUUCGUUGUACACGGGGGCUAUUGAUCCCAUAGCCUUUGAUAUCUCAGUGACACCUAAGCCAAUAUCUUAUCAAGAUGCUAAAAUCUACUUGAGUCGCAUUUUUGAUUCUAAAUCAGUUGACUAUUUCCAUGAACUCUACUUUGGUUCUGAAACUAACAACUCAGAUUUCAGGUCUCGACUUGAAAAAGCUUACAGCGACGCCACAUUCAUUUGUCCAACUUAUGUGUUUGGACUUCAAUAUGCUUCUAGUUUAGGUACACAGGGUGGUAAAGUGUAUGCUUAUUAUCACACUCAAAGGCCAAUAUCUGACCCUUGGAAUUUUCCUGAAUGGAUAGGAACUUAUCAUGGAGCUGAUCUUGCUUAUGUUUUCGGUGAACAUCUAUUAAAUCCUAAUUGUUCACAAAAAGAUGCGUUAUUAACUCAUGAAAUGAUGAAAAUCUGGACUUAUUUUGCUGAGAAUGGUGAGACUCCGAUGAUUGGUGAAACUAGAUGGAAAACAUUGCAAGAAAACAAGUCGGCGAUGAUACUGAAUAUUGAUGAUUGGGGAAAGACUGAAACGGAAAGAGUUGAAUUCUGCCACAAAGAAUGGCCUUAUAUGUACCCAAAUAUUAUAAUAGGAUUUCAAUCGAGACCAAAUAUAACAUUCGCAAUUGAAGAUGAUUCACAUUGAAUCCGUUUAUUUGCUCAAGUUGAUGGCAUUGGUGGUAAUAUUUAUGCAUGAAAAACACUUAUUUUAUUGUAUUCACUAAAAGAACUCUCGAGUGUAAAAGUUGAACGAUGUCUAUGAUACAUGGCCUGUAUAAGCAUCAAUGAACAGAACCCCGAAAAUGACAAAAAAAUUAAAACAAAUAUCGGUAUCAAUUCAA
Tetranychus urticae (two-spotted spider mite) is the source of this 1877-nucleotide messenger RNA. Its product is annotated as acetylcholinesterase-1-like. Lineage: Eukaryota; Metazoa; Arthropoda; Arachnida; Trombidiformes; Tetranychidae. Gene Ontology annotation, cellular component: plasma membrane. The record is from RefSeq and is a predicted model, not a curated record. Gene Ontology annotation, molecular function: acetylcholinesterase activity. Gene Ontology annotation, biological process: choline metabolic process; acetylcholine catabolic process.